Leishmania mexicana MHOM/GT/2001/U1103 is the source of this 888-nucleotide messenger RNA. RefSeq lists its product as hypothetical. Gene Ontology annotation, molecular function: mRNA binding; translation initiation factor activity. The record is from RefSeq and is a predicted model, not a curated record. Gene Ontology annotation, biological process: translation reinitiation; formation of translation preinitiation complex. Bases 1 to 888 code for a protein of 295 amino acids. The transcript has a single exon. NCBI's taxonomy places the organism in Eukaryota, Euglenozoa, Kinetoplastea, Trypanosomatida, Trypanosomatidae.
AUGGGGCGCAACAAGAGGUCCAAGGCGACGGCACACGCCCAGCCUUGCAGCGACGAGGAGCAUGAGGAGGAGCACGACGCAGCCCCCACGACGACGUUGCCCGGACAUGGUGAGGACUGCGAGGAUGAAAACAGUGCAUCGGCUGCUGCUGAUGGCGCUCAAGUCGCACCUGGCCAACACAGCGGCCGCUGCUCGGAGCGCGGCAGUGAUGCCGACGAUGGCGCCCCCAAAGCGAAGAAGAAGGAGUACAGGGGCAACCGGCUCAAGAAAGUAGAGAUCCAGCGCAAGAAGAAGAAGGGCAAGGGUGCUAACGAGGACGACAAGGCAGAGGAGGCGGCGAGAGAGGGGGACGCCGACGAGGAGCCUCUCGUCGUGACGCGGCAGAGGGCGGUGGAGGUGCUCUACUGCCCCAUCUGCACCUUCCCGGCGGAGAUGUGCGAGUUCAGUGGGAUGGUGGAGAAGUGUCGGCCGUGGCUACUAGAGCACGCGGCGGACCUGGCUGACGCCGAGGAGCGCGGCCGCAAGCGACGGAUCUUGACAGAGAAGGACCGCCUCGAGGCGAUGGUUGAGGGGCGCGGGGUCAAGAAGGCGCUGGAGCGCGUUGUCGUGCUGGAGGUGGAGAAGCGCACUGGGCGACGCAUGAUCACCUCUGUCUUUGGCAUGGAUCUCUUCGGCUUCAACCUGAAGGAUGUGUCCAGGGACUGGCGCAAGCGCUUCUCCUGCGGCGCCGGUGUGCGUGCUGCAGAGGAGGGCAAGCACCAGGACUGCAUCGACAUUCAGGGCAACGUCGUGGAUCAGCUUGCGGACAUGCUCAUCACCAAGUACAAGAUUCCCAAGGAGUCGGUGUACCUGAUGGAGGGUAAGAAGAAGGUGCCUUACCCGUACUAG